This is a messenger RNA of Heteronotia binoei (common prickly gecko), 1811 nucleotides long. RefSeq lists its product as uncharacterized. NCBI's taxonomy places the organism in Eukaryota, Metazoa, Chordata, Lepidosauria, Squamata, Gekkonidae. The transcript has 14 exons. The record is from RefSeq and is a predicted model, not a curated record. Gene Ontology annotation, cellular component: cytoplasm. The coding region runs from base 45 to 1811 and encodes 588 amino acids.
AAAUCUUCUGGCUGGCUUGGUUCUCCAACGUCAGUGAUGCCACCAUGGUCUUCAAACGACGGCUUCGUGCAGAUGAGCAAGCGGAUUUCAUUCUGAUGGCCCUCAGAGGCAUGAGAAACGACAACAUCCACAACACCAAGUGCGCCAUCCGCAUGCUCAGAAACAUGCUGAGAAGCCCUGCGGCCGAUUUGGUGAGGGCAUCCAAGGCCGUUCAGCUCACGCAUAAAUAUCUGGAGCACAUUACGGACAUCGAAGCCCGUCGAGAGGUCUUUCGCUACCUUUGCCUGCUGGGCGGUGUUUACCCCGAAGAGGUGGUCAAGACACUCCUCGGCUGUUCCCUUCAAUGCGACAACACUUCGACUGCCAUGUGGCGCUACUUGACAAGCACCUCCGACCUGACCAUGAAGAUCCUGACCGCGUUGCAGUCCGUCCUGCUGGAGCCGCCUCUCAAUCCUACGAGUCAGGCGACGAAGGCCGCCUUGAACCCUCUGGCUGCAACCUCGGCUCUUUAUGAGAUUAUGAGACACCCAACUGUGACCUGCAAGGAGGCGCUGAAAGAAAUCUACCCCACGCUCUCCAUUGCGUUGCUGUGCCAGAUCUCCUACACCAUGCACUUCAUGCCCAAGGAGAUAGAAAUCUACUGGAGGACUUGCAUUCAGCAGAAGACGCCGACUCCUCUUGUCCCGUUCAGGAGUGCCUUGAGAACAUUCAACCUUCUGCUCAGGUGCGCGAGCCAUGGGGAUCAGGUCCUCAUCAUGAAUAAGAGGAGAGGCUCCGAGCUGCUGUUGAAUCCCUCGACUCACCAGAAAGGGCUCUAUCUCUUCGCAAGAGCCAUGAUCAGGAACGAGGAUUGCGCGAGCAUCCUACCCUAUCUCCUGAAGACGCUGGAGAACCCAGAAGACUUCCGGCACAUCACUGUGAUGACAUUCCUAGUGGAGCUCCUUCGCCAUCAAACCUUCAACUACAUCACCGAAUACCAGAUCAUCCGGCAGCUGUGGAAACAACUGAAUGCAACCAAAGUGGAGCUCCGGUCUCUGGCGCUGGAUGGCAUGCUUCAGCUGGCAGCUUAUCCGGAGAAGAUGGCGAAGCUGGAGCCUGCCUUGCCGGACAUCUUGGCCAGGCUGAAGGAAUCGAACCGAGCAGUCAACGUAAAGGCGCUCAAGGUCUUGAGGUACCUCUUGAAGAGCCUAGAGAGUCAGGAAGUCAGCCCCCUCACCUUGGAAGUGGCCAAUCAGGUCAUCCCUCUCUUCGAUGAUGCAUCCUACAAAGUGAGACUGGCAGCCAUCUGCGCUUUCAACUGCCUGUUCGAAAUCAUCAAAAACGAGGAGAAGGACAUGAAGGAGCUCGCCAUGCAAAGCCUGGUGCCGCUCAUGGUGCAUCUGUUUGACGGGAGCCCCCAGGUGGUCCAGGCCUCCCAGGAAGGUCUGAAGAAAGUUGACGCAUUCCUCAAAUCCUUCGUCCAGAUGACGAUUCAUGAAAAGAACGCCUGGGACUAUUGCAUCAGUCUGCUGAAGCGUUACAGAAAGCAAGGAGAACGCAUUCUUGUGGAGCAGGCAUUUGCUUACCUGGAAAACCCCCAGCUUUCUCUCAGAGAAGCGUCAAUCAAGCUGUUAGAAACCAUCGCGAUGGGCUCCAAGAGCAAAGAGACGCUCAGCAACAUCGCGACAGCCCUCAAUCUGGUGAAAAGGGAGCCCGAGCAGAACAGCACGGACUUGAUCCCCCAGAUCAUGGAGGCCCUGGCGCGAGAGUCGUCGUCGGAGACCGUGCCGACGAGCUGCUGGGGCAGACUCAAGAAGUUCUGGAGGAGAUAG